AUGUCUCGCUACCCGCCCAUCCCCCAAGACGCCCAAACGCCCGAGCAGCAGCGUGUCGAGGCAGGCGCACGCGAGAUCCUCGCCCGCGUACCAGACCACGUCCAAUUAACCGGACCCUCGGGGGCCCUCCUGGGGCCUUAUUCCUCUCUACCAUACACCCCGGACCUCAUAACGCCCUGGAUGAACCUCGCAGCCGCAGUCGACAACCAGCCAGGCCUAUCCGCAACCGAAAAAGAACUCUGCACCCUCGCAACGCUCUCCGAGCACAACGCCCCCUACAUCCUCUACGCGCAUUCCGAAGUCGCCCUCGAAGCCGGCCUCACCCGCGCGCAAAUCGAGGACGCGAAAUCAGGCCGCACGCCUGCGGGGCUAACGGAUCCCGAGGCGGCCGUGUAUGCGCUCGCGCUGGAGAUGGCGCGCAGUCGGGCCCCGAUCUCGGAUAGCGUCUUUGGGCCUGCGGCUGAGGUUUCGGGACGCGAGAAGGUCGCGAGGAUUGCGCAUGUUGUGGGUGGGUUUGGGUAUGUGGCGCUUCUGGCAAAUUUGGCGGCCGAGGUUGGGGUGGAGAUUAUGAAGGACUAG
Molecule: messenger RNA, 579 nt
Organism: Aspergillus calidoustus
Lineage: Eukaryota; Fungi; Ascomycota; Eurotiomycetes; Eurotiales; Aspergillaceae
Source: the annotation of a GenBank genome assembly